AUGCCCUCAUUAGCCGACCAGACGUCAGCUGCUGUGAAAAUCCAGGGGUUGCCGCGAGCGAAAAAGGCCUUCAAGAAACAUCUUGAAGAGAGGCGCAAUUACAUGAACCGCAUACCGAGGACAACUCAUGCAGCUGAGAGAGCCCCAGUGGACGUGGUGCCGACAAAUUGCGUUUGCCCUCUGAGCUCUUCGUCGGUUCAUGAAAAGCUAUCAGCAUUAUCUCCUCAUUUAUGUGCAUAUUUGGUAAUUGAUGCACAAGGGCUGGCAGCCAUACUAGACAUUUUUGAGCAGAAAACUACUGGCCGCGGUCCUGCCACUGCAGAAAUUCUAGUCAUACUGCAAGAAGUUUUUCUCCGAAUAGUUCAGUGCUCACAUCCUUCGGUCAGCGCAGAAGUGGAUGCUAAUAUAGGAGAUUGUGUGAGAGUUUCACUUCACAUAUUCCAUGCGUUUUACAAUAAUCCUGUGAUCGUGCACGGCUUUGGACGUGCAAUAUUGGCACUAUAUCGUCGACCGAGUGCCAAGCCACAUUUCGAAAAAGCAAAAUUCUACCUCAACUACGCGUCUAAAAGGUUCGCUCGUUUGGCUGGCACUGAUCCACGCAAAAUCAUGCUGUCAGAAAUGAGGAACGAGAUGUUGUCUAAAUGA
Molecule: messenger RNA, 645 nt
Organism: Ostertagia ostertagi
Lineage: Eukaryota; Metazoa; Nematoda; Chromadorea; Rhabditida; Trichostrongylidae
Source: the annotation of a GenBank genome assembly